This is a messenger RNA of Aspergillus thermomutatus, 2877 nucleotides long. Its product is annotated as Pfs and NB-ARC domain protein. The record is from RefSeq and is a predicted model, not a curated record. The coding region runs from base 1 to 2877 and encodes 958 amino acids. Gene Ontology annotation, biological process: nucleoside metabolic process. Gene Ontology annotation, molecular function: ADP binding; catalytic activity. NCBI's taxonomy places the organism in Eukaryota, Fungi, Ascomycota, Eurotiomycetes, Eurotiales, Aspergillaceae. The transcript has 4 exons.
AUGAUAUUGUUACAGGAAUUUGGCGCCGAUAUAUCGAAACGUGGAGGUUUGCGCAGACUUUCUACUGACUUUGAGAUCCGGAUCUGCUGCCGUGGCCGCGAGUUUCAUCCGAAGAUGCGUCUGAGCAGUCGGGACGAGUUUGAGAUCGCUAUCUUAUGCGCCCUUCCGCUGGAAGUCAACGCGGUCGAAGCCUUGCUGGACGAAACCUAUAACAGAAUUCGCAAUGAACACAUGAAGGAUAACGGAGAUGUGAACGCCUACACCACAGGGCGGAUAGGGAAGCAGAACAUUGUCCUGUGUCAUAUGCCAGGUAUGGGCAAGGUGAGCGCAGCGGGCGUGGCUACGAGCUUGCGAUUCAGCUACCCGAACAUUCGGCUGGCGUUGCUCGUGGGCAUAUGCGGUGGCGUCCCAUUCCCGUCAAGCGGUGCGGCAGAGAUAUUCCUUGGAGAUGUCAUCAUCAGUGAUAGUUUGAUCGAGUAUGAUUUUGGCAAGCAGUAUCCGGGUGGCUUCCAGCGGAAGACUGGCGUUGGACGACCAAAUCGAGAGAUAAGAACGAUCUUGUCAGCGAUGGCGAGUAGUAAGGUAUAUAGUGAAUUCGAAGAGCAGCUCAACAAGCAUUUGGACAAUAUACAAGCUCAAGACAAGAGGUGGAUGUGCCCGGGCGUUUCGCUUGAUGUUCUCUUCGAGUCAUCAUACCGGCAUCAGCAUCGGACGAAUGGCCUUCCUCACCACUGCGAUUGUGCUAACGGUAACUCCGUGCACAUUGUCUGCGACGAAGCUUUAAAGAGUGAUUGCUCUGGUCUCGGUUGCGAUGAGACGCACCUCCGUCGUCGCCGAUCCAGCGCGAAACCUACUAAUAGUAGUGUACACAUUGGUACAUUUGCGUGUGCAGAUACGGUGAUGAAGUCAGGGGAACACCGUGAUCUAUUGGCGAAGAGGGAGGGAGUAAUUGGGCUCGAGAUGGAAGGCGCCGGGAUAUGGGAUAAUACUCCAUGCGUCAUCAUCAAGGGGGUCUGCGACUAUGCAGAUAGCCACAAGAGCAAGGUGUGGCAGAGUUACGCCGCAGCAACGGCUGCGGCUGGUGCUAAAGCCUUUCUGGGGUAUUGGGUACCCAGUACUAAAGCAGAGCUGCGUUCGGUGCAGAAAGCGCACAUGAGGAUUCCGAUCCCGAAGUCGGUCUUUUUUGGGCGUAAAGUUGAGUUGGAACAAAUGGAGCAGAAUCUUGGACGACCCGAGCGAGGGAGAAAAGGCGUGGCACUCUGGGGACUCAGUGGUUAUGGCAAGACACAGUUGGCAAUCCACUAUAUUGCGAUGCACAAACCUACUUAUGAUUCCAUUCUAUGGAUCGACAGCUCGUCUGCGGACUCGAUCCACGAGUCGUUCGCUCAGGUCUGCUUGAAGCUUGGUAAAAGCGUCUACCAAGGGCAUUCAGCAGUUGAUAAAGUCCUGGAGUGGUUGGAACAAGACCUAAAUCGUUCUUGGAUCAUCGUGUUCGAUGGAGUCGACGACUGUGAGGAUGCGAAUGAACCUGAUGAUAUAGAUCUAAGGAAGUACAUACCUUCCUGUGACCAUGGCCAUGUGUUGUUGACAACUAUAUCAUCUGAUCUGCACCUUCGGCUGAACUUUGCAGGGAUUCAAGUGAAUGGUGUUGACGAGCAAGCAGGCUCUGAGAUCCUCAUGAGGUGUUCAGGCAGCACUAUCUCGAACUCUUCAGCUCCAAUGACUGCGAAGGCAAUUUCGCGGCGGGUUGGAGGAGUGCCUCUUGCCUUAGAGCAAGCCGGCUCAUUCCUGUCAUAUGGCUUCAUUUUUCUAAACGAAUACAAUCGACAUUUUGACAGGCAGUUUGCUGAAACGACAUUCAAAACACCCUUGCGCAAGAAUUUUGGGUCUUACGAGAAGGGGCGCACUCUCUGGACAGCGUUUGAAAUGUUGUAUGACGCUCUGAGCAAGCGGAGCAGCGACUCAGUGAGGCUUUUACAUCUUCUCGCUUUCCUCGGUCGUGGCCAGAUACCUUUGUCGGCCAUUUCGAACCUUGUUUCCCAGAGAGGCAAAAGCCCUGAAUCACCCGACUCAUCCAUUCAGGUGGCUGUCAGUGAACUGCCAUUGACGGGUACUUUGACUUGGCUGCUCCAACUGCAAUCACAGAGGGACGGCUUCACAUCUGCGCUCAGGGACCUCGAGACUUCCGGAUUUGUCAAGUUCAAUCGGAAGCGUUCGGAUACUGUACUUGAGAGCUUCUUCAUCCAUGACAUGGUACGCUCCUUCGUACGACUUAGAUUGUCGAAGGAGGAUAUACUCGACAAUGCGGCAUCCGCUCUGCUCCUCCUUGGGAACUCCUGCUCCAACAUGAACUCUGAAUCUCGAUUAGACUCCUUGGAAAGGAACCUUGGACGACUGAGCAGCGUACUCGAAAAGUUUCUGUCCCUCGUAUCAAGAGAGAUGCUGGAACCCCCGCACGGCAGAUAUUUCGAACUGUGUGGCUCCGUCGCGCCGGUUUACGCAAGAGUCUGUCGCCUCAAUGGGGAUUUGGAGAGAGCGAAGAGCCUGUGGAUCAUUGCUCUGCAGUACCGAUCCGUCAGCCAAGGUAAUCAAUGGCCAAGUACCCCAAUGGAGCUUCAAGAGCUUUUAGAGGCUGCGGACACCGAUAUCAAACUGGGAUGCUUGGAAGACGGUAUAGAAAAAUAUCGGUCAUUGCUUGCCCGGUGCGAAGGACCUCUAUUGGAAAAUGAAGAAUUAAUGCUGCGUGUUGUUGGCUCCCUUCGAGAAGCCCAGACACAAUGGAACCUUUUGAAGAGCGACCACAAUAGAGCUGUUGCAGCAAGAAGCUUCAGCAAGACCAAUGAUGACAGCCCAUGGCAAACUGGGUUAUUGCUAUAA